This is a messenger RNA of Oryza brachyantha (malo sina), 899 nucleotides long. Its product is annotated as protein LURP-one-related 3-like. The record is from RefSeq and is a predicted model, not a curated record. Lineage: Eukaryota; Viridiplantae; Streptophyta; Magnoliopsida; Poales; Poaceae.
AUGCUAGAUCACCAAACAAACCAUCGUCUUCCUCCUCAUCUUCAAAGCACGUACAGUUCGGUAGGAAUAUUCAUGGCAAGGGUCUCCUCUUUUCCGGCGCCGCCGCCGUCGCCGCCGCUGCCAUCGUCGACGAGCGAGCAGAGGAAGGUGUUCACGCUGUGGAUGAAGUCGCUGGUGCUCAACGGCCGCGGCUGCACCGUCUACGACUCCACCGGCAGCAUCGUCUACCGUGUCGAUAACUAUGGCUCCAGUUGCAGCGAUAAUGUCUACCUCAUGGAUCUUGGCGGCAAGAUCGUCCUGAACAUACUCAAGAAGAAGCUUGCAUUCGGCAAGUGGGAAGGGUACAAAUGGAGCGGCGGCAAGAGGCAGCAGGAGGCCGCCGGUGCAGGGGCGUGGUUCACGGUGACGCGGCCGUGCAGCAGCGUCCUGUUCCAGCGGAGCCGCCGGAGGCCGCCGUCGACGUGCGAGUUCCGGAGCGACGGCGGCCGCGCCAUGCGGUACAGGAUGGACGACGGCUGCGGCGCCUGCCCCGGAUCCGGAAAGCAGCAGCACCAGGCGGCGCCGGCGUGCUGCAGGAUCGUCGACGAGGCCAGCGGCGCCGUGGUCGCGGAGGUGAAGGGGAAGCUGACGGCGGGCGGGGUGGCGCUGGGAGACGACGUGCUCGCGCUGACGGUGGAGCCCAACGUCGACCACGCGCUCAUCAUGGGGAUGGUGCUCGUUUACGGCCUCAUCAACCACACCAUGUGAAGAUCCAAUUAAGCAAAUUCAAGCAUGGAGAGAAUUAAGCGCGCGUAAUUAUGUUUUUGAAUUUGCUACGUGUACCUUGUGCGUACGUGAGAGGUAGUAGAUGUUGUUUUGUUCUCUUGUACAUGUGAGUUGUGAACUGAUCAGUUGAGGAA